Oncorhynchus mykiss (rainbow trout) is the source of this 1733-nucleotide messenger RNA. It is a transcript of the gene macrod2, whose product is annotated as mono-ADP ribosylhydrolase 2. Gene Ontology annotation, molecular function: ADP-ribosylglutamate-[protein] hydrolase activity. The record is from RefSeq and is a predicted model, not a curated record. Gene Ontology annotation, cellular component: nucleoplasm. Gene Ontology annotation, biological process: DNA damage response; peptidyl-glutamate ADP-deribosylation; purine nucleoside metabolic process. Lineage: Eukaryota; Metazoa; Chordata; Actinopteri; Salmoniformes; Salmonidae.
CAUCAGUUGCUCCUAUCGCACAUCUACUUCCUAGUCUCCGACAGCCAAUCGCUUGGCCGUGAAUCCAACAACGUAAUUUACGGGGCUCAUCAGGCUAGGUUGCAUCGAGUCUGCAUUACUGGGUUCCAUAGAAAUCUUGACAGUUUCACAGGUGAGAGAGACGUCGUGGGUUAAGCUGCUAGCUCCGGGGUUGUUUUACUUUCUCUUUCAGUUCACCGGUCCUACCAUACGCUUCGAGUCUGGGGUUGCCACAGUCAAAAAACACGAACUCCAAGUCCUAUCACCACGGCACCAUGAGCAGAAAGAAAAAGGACUGGAAGACAGAGAAAGACAGAGUGUUGAAUAUGUCAUUGGAGGAGAGGCGUAAGGAGUACCGUCGGUCUGAAUAUGUACCUCUGGACCAAAUCAACACCUGGAAACAGUCUCAGAGUACAGAAGUGACAGAGGAAGAGGAAGGGAAGGACCUUCUGAGAGACAAAGUAUCUCUCUACAAGGGUGACAUCACCAUCCUCGAGGUCGAUGCCAUAGUUAACGCAGCUAACUCCAGUCUUCUGGGAGGUGGUGGAGUUGACGGCUGCAUACACAAAGCGGCAGGCUCCUGUCUGUAUGAAGAAUGCAUCACACUCAAUGGCUGUGAAACCGGCAACGCCAAGAUCACCUGUGGCUACGACCUACCGGCUAAAUAUGUGAUCCACACUGUGGGCCCUGUGGCCAGGGGACAUGUGGGUGAAACUGAGACCAAGGACCUGACAGCCUGCUACCAGAACUCGCUGGAGCUGGUCAAAGGGUUCGGACUGCGCUCUGUGGCCUUCCCAUGUAUAUCCACAGGAAUCUACGGUUUCCCCAACGAGCCCGCGGCAAAUAUUGCCUUGGAGACAGUAAAGAGCUGGGUCAAGGAGAACCAUGACAAGAUCGAACGUGUUAUCUUCUGUGUCUUCCUGGAGGCGGACUACAGGAUCUACAAGGAAAAAAUCCUUCAAGUCUUCCAAGAUAACGAUGUGACUACAGAAGAGGACACUGAGGAUGGACAGAAGGCAGGAGCAGGCAUGUCCCCUUCUAAGGAAUCCAGAAGCAAGAAUCAGAGUGAAGACCGCCAUGAUGACGAUGAGCUAGAUCCACCUAAAGAAGACGCUGACAACCAUACAGCCAUGGAGCAAGAUACCCUGGACUCACAGACAGGAGAAGCAGAGGAAAAGAAAGCUGACGAGAAGAGUGAAAAUAAAGAAAUGGAGGAUGCUACUGGAGAAGCAGAGGAAAAGAAAGCUGACGAGAAGAGUGACAAUACAGAAAUGGAGAAGGAUGCUACUGAGAAGGAUACAGAGAAAGAAAAGGAUACGGAGAAAGAGAAGGAGAAGGAGAAGGAGAAGGAGAUAGAGAAAGAGAUGGAGACAGACACCAGCGCUAGUGAACAAAUAAAUGCUAAAGUCGAGAGCUUGGAAGGAUCUGACCCAACUGAAACCGACAGCUCUCCGUCCAAAGAUCCUGUAGAUAAGAAGGAAUGAACAGCAGGAGGAGGGACAAUCAACCAGCCAACUGUGAAGAAAGAAAGGGCCACCACAUCAGUACCUGUGCCCGUAUGCCCUCUUAAACUGGGGGACCGGAGGCACAAGAACGAAUCAUUCACCAUGACAUAACUCAUUCCCCUAUUUUACAUGACUUUUUAAUUACUUUUUUGAAUCUUUAUUAUAAUGAAAUGAUGUCAUCUGUCAUCAAUGAAAUCCAUCAUCAAUCAA